AUGCUGCAUAUGACAGAGGUUUUGGAUAUCUUGACGAAUUCCCAGCUCAUUCAUCUACAUGAGCAGAAAGAGAAUCCAGAAGUCAUCUCCAUAAGAAACCCAGGGGCUCUGAAAGUUUUUCGUCAAAAGUUUAGGCAUUUUCAGUACCUGUCAGUGACUGGGCCUCACCAAGCUCUGAGCCAGAUUCAGGAUCUCUGCUGGCAAUGGCUGCAGCCGGAGACCCACACCAAGGAGCAGAUGAUGGAGCAACUGGUGCUGGAGCAGUUUUUGAACACCCUGCCAGAGGAGGUUCAGACCUGGGUGAGGUCAAAACAGCCCAAGAGCAGCAAGGAAGCAGGAAACCUGGUGGCAAACUUGAUCCAGGCAUGUGAGGAGAAAGGUUUCUUUGCUCAGGACUCUGUCCAUGCAGAACAGAGAAACACUGAAGAAUACCAAAAGGAGGCUGCAGAGAAGUGUGACAGUGUGCCAUCUGCUAGAUCGCAGUGUCUGUGUGAAGGAUCCCACGUGAAGAUGCCCACAGGGACUACUGAGGAGUUGGUGACUUUCAAGGAUGUGGCUGUGGACUUCAGUCCAGAGGAAUUAACCUACCUUAGUUCUGCUCAGAGGAACCUCUACCGGGAGGUGAUGCUGGAGAAUUACAGGAACCUGGUCUCCCUAGGGUACCAGUUCCCUAAGCCCGACAUCAUCUCCUGGCUGGAAGAGGAGGAGGCAUGGGCAGAGGAGGAAGACGGCAGGACCACGCUACAUCAAGAUUGGGAGAAAAAACCUGAAGCCAAAGAUGUAACUCCAGAGCCAAGCCUGCCUAUAGAAAAAUCUCCCUCGGGGGCAGGAAUGGGGGAUUCAGAGGCAGGUAACUUCCUGUGUGUACGGGAGUCCUCUGAUGAUCCAUCAGAUGUGCACCAGGCCAACGAAGAGAAACUUUUGACUCUUAUAGCAGUGAGUGACCCCCGGUGUCUGGAUCAGGAAAGAAGCCGUGGUGGUGAUCAGUUUGAGAGAAGCUCAGAUCUUACCAAACAAUCAGAGAUUCUUCUAGCAAAGGACCCCCAGGAACAUGCUGCUCCUGGAAUUUGCACCAGUCCGCAGCUGGUGGACAGAGGGUCUCUCCUCCGAGAGACCAAACAUAGCGAAUGUGAACUUUGUGGAAGAGGCUUUGGGACCCAGUCGGCCUGCGAGAGAAACGAGCAGGUCCACAGUGAGGAGAAGCCCUUGGAACACCAACCAAGCGGAGCAGCCUUCUCCCUCGCCAGACGCCAGCAGGCUCAUUCGGGGGCGAAGUGCCCUGGAUGCAGCGAAGGCGGAAAGCCGUUUGCACCGCGUGCCGACGUCUGUGGCCACCUCAGAGUUCACCGUCAGGAGGACUACUAUGAAUGUGUCCAGUGCGGCAGAGCUUUUAUCCAGGAUGUGCAUCUUUUUCAACAUCUCAAAGCCCAUGAGGCAGCAAAAGCCCUCCCACCUGGGUUGCCCCGCAACAAGCCCCAUUUGAUUAGAUACCAGCGGAAACAUGACUAUAUCGGGGAGAGAGCCUGUCAGUGUUGUGACUGUGGCAAAGCCUUCAGUCGGCGUUCACAUCUCAUUCAGCACUAUCGCAUCCAUGCUCAAGAGAGGCCUUACCAGUGUCAGCUGUGUGGGAAGUGCUUCGGCCGACCCUCCUACCUCACUCAACACUACCAACUCCAUUCUCAAGAGAAGACCGUUGAGUGCAGUUACUCCUGA
Messenger RNA from Phacochoerus africanus (Common warthog), 1713 nucleotides. RefSeq names its product zinc finger imprinted 2 (gene ZIM2). NCBI's taxonomy places the organism in Eukaryota, Metazoa, Chordata, Mammalia, Artiodactyla, Suidae. Gene Ontology annotation, cellular component: nucleus. Gene Ontology annotation, biological process: regulation of transcription by RNA polymerase II. The transcript has 6 exons. The record is from RefSeq and is a predicted model, not a curated record. Gene Ontology annotation, molecular function: RNA polymerase II transcription regulatory region sequence-specific DNA binding; DNA-binding transcription factor activity, RNA polymerase II-specific. Bases 1 to 1713 code for a protein of 570 amino acids.